AUGCAGCACUCCUCCUUGUUCACCAUUUUCGAACCUCGCUCGGAACUUCAAUCAGAUAUCAUACCUCUCGAGAUCAAAGUUCAAGGCGAAGCCAUCGCCAGUCGCAUGGCUGACAUGGUUGAAAUCCACAUUGCUUUCAAAUCCAAGGGCCUCUACCGCAACGAAGCCAGUACCGCCCUCUCCAAAGCCGUCGAAGCUCUCAUCGAUACACUCCAGAAACUCUCACCAACUCUCAAGAAUCAGCACUCGUCGUUCCAAGCUACCCCUGAAGGGCCAAUCACCUUCUGGAGCGUCGGAGCCCAGCAUGUUCAAACUCAGUCUGUCCCAAUCUCGCAAACCAAAACUUAUCAAGAGAACCAUAUGGUCACGGCAUCUCUGGUUAUCAACAUCUGUGAUUUCCAGAUCCUUGGACAAGUCUCAAAAGCCAUCACCAGAACCUCUUGCGUUGCCAGCGUAAAGACGAUCUGGUCACUGACUGACUCAGUCGUCACUCGUCUGAAGACUGAGGUGCAUGAGUUGGCCGCCAAAGAUGCACUUCUCAAAGCUACCGCCAUUGCUUCGAGUAUUGGUUUCCACGCAGUCACAGCAGAAGACGUCGCCUUACAGGCUUCCAAACAGGAUCUCCUCCGCUCGGAUGAUCAUUACUCCGAUGGAAAUUGUAUUCGCUCAUCGCCGGUCAGACAUCGCAUGGGCGGCUGUCUUUCCUAUAACAGCUACGACUACGGAGGUGGAUCCUUCGAAUGCAGCGAUAGCAAGUGGACAAGUCGUGAUGAGGCUGGCAACCUGGAUACCUGGACGCUGGUGAUGGUUCCCAAACAGGUCGCCCUCACUGCUACGGUGGAUGCCAAGUUCUCUGCAACCAGCUCAGCUGGAUGGGUCUACGAAGAGAUCAACCAGCAUCGAUUCCUUACUAGCUGA
Messenger RNA from Aureobasidium namibiae CBS 147.97, 918 nucleotides. RefSeq lists its product as uncharacterized. NCBI's taxonomy places the organism in Eukaryota, Fungi, Ascomycota, Dothideomycetes, Dothideales, Saccotheciaceae. The transcript has a single exon. The record is from RefSeq and is a predicted model, not a curated record. Bases 1 to 918 code for a protein of 305 amino acids.